AUGCCACCGGCGUCUUAUACUCCUGGUGCGAGAUCGAAAAAGAGGAAAAGUUUAACCCUCCUAUCAAGACAAUCAUUACUACCUGAAAAUUCUAGACGAAAGUCAACAUUCUUAAGCACACCUGCCCGAUCUACAAAGCGGAGACAAACUACUGCCGGUCCAUCGAUCUAUCCUCCAAGUGCAGGGUUAUUUAGUCUAACUCCAUCUAGUGCUGGUGGGGCAUCUGGUGCACUUGCGGUUCCUGGAUCUAGUAAUGGAUUAGUGACGCGAAGGUCGAUGACACCGUCAUCCAUUCAACCCUCAAGGAAUGUAGAUCCUAGACCAUUACGAGAAAGAAGAUAUCAAGAGAUGAUUCAGGCUGAGAUACAGUCAUUCUUAUUGGAAAAUGAAUAUGAACAAACUUCAGGCAUGUCAAUCACGGAAAAUACUUGGAAAAAUCCAACUCAACGAGAUUUUACAACUAUGUUCAAAUUCAUAUAUAAGAAGUUUGAUCCCACGAUAACAUUCGAUAAACCGGUUGAAUCUGAUUUCUUUGUCCUUUUGAAAAUUCUAGAAUAUCCUUAUGUUGAUACUAUAAGUCGAACACAAGUUAAUUCAGUUUCAAAAUCAAAUUGGCCCACAUUUUUAGGAUUAUUAUAUUGGAUGGUUACAGAAGCAAUUGGUACUUUUGAGAUUGACAUUAAUGAUGAGUUAAGUAUGGAUGAUGAGUUUGAUAAUGAAUUUGAUAAGAUAACAUUACGAUUACAAAAGAAUUCAUAUGUUAGUUUUCUUGAAGGUGGUGAAGAUAAUAUUGAUCAAUUUGAAUUCCAAAUGAUUUCAGAAUGUACAGAACUUGAAUCCAAGAUGAAUCAGGAAUUGGAAAACCAUGAUAAUCAUGAACAAGAAUUAAGAAAAGAAUAUGAACUAAGUUAUGUCCAAUUACAAGAAAUUGAAGAAGCAAAAAAGAAAGCAGCAGCUUUGGAAAUAGAUUAUGAUAAGUUGGAUGAAUAUAAUCACAAAUUGGAACAAAACCGAAUUAAAAGUGUUCAAAUAUUACAACGAAUAAAUGUCGAUGUUGAAGAAACGAAUUCACAAAUUAAACAAACCGAUGAUGAAAUUGAAAAGGUUAAACAACAAUUGCAAGAAAAGAAUAUCUCAAUUGAUGAUGCAAGAAAACUACUCAUUACUCGCGAUAAUCUAUUAGAAGAAACAAAAUUGGCAGAAGUAAGAUGUGCUGAAAAACAAAACGAAGUGAAUCAAAGACGACAAGUUCUAUAUAAGGAAAGUCAGAACCUUCACAGGACGAUCAAUCUGUUUAAUAAUGAAAUUGAAAAAAUUGAUUCUAAUGAUUAUGAUCUCCGACUUCUGAUGAAUGAAUAUUUAUCGAUUCCAAGUCAAUCAUUUGAUGAGAGUCAGAUAUUGAAUAAACCAUUUGACACGAUAUUAGUUGAAUUGGAAACUUGUGGGAAUACCAAAAUGACCAGUUUACAGAAUCAUCAACAACAAAACUUCAAAUUAGAAACUCAAUUAAGAGCAAAUAAUGAAGAAUAUAAACGAAUAAGUAAUUUACUUGAAGAAUCCAAGGUUAAUUUUACUAAUAAAGUACAAGAAUUUGAACGAAGGAAUAGGUUAUGUAAUGAACAACUCGAAUUGGAUAAAUCAGAGAUUAGAUCUUUAGAACAAAAUAUAACUAAUGAAAUAAUUAGGGUGGAGAAUUUAAGAGAAGAAAUUAAUCAGCAGUAUUCUUCAAUGGUUCAAUUACAAAAGGAAACAAAGGAGAAUAUUCCUUAUCAAUUAAAAGGAAUGGUUUAUCAAUGUGAACAAAUGGCGAAAUUUGCCGUCGAUUCCAUUAAUUCUUUGGGUAAUUUGACUGAAUUUGUUGAUUUAUUUGAAGAUACUGAGAAGUUGGACUAA
Messenger RNA from Hemisphaericaspora subhashii, 1893 nucleotides. RefSeq names its product kinetochore-associated Ndc80 complex subunit. The transcript has a single exon. Gene Ontology annotation, biological process: attachment of mitotic spindle microtubules to kinetochore. The record is from RefSeq and is a predicted model, not a curated record. The coding region runs from base 1 to 1893 and encodes 630 amino acids. NCBI's taxonomy places the organism in Eukaryota, Fungi, Ascomycota, Pichiomycetes, Serinales, Debaryomycetaceae. Gene Ontology annotation, cellular component: Ndc80 complex.